CAGCUUUCACCAUUGCGGGCUCUCUGUCAUCUCCUCCCCGGUUCCUCAGGAGGAUGCGGGGCCCGCGGACCGCUCUGCUCCUCGGGGGCUUUCUUUCCUUUGUCUCCUUUCAAAUGGCUGUGUCGGCUCAUGAGAACCUGGACAGGAAAACGGAAUUCUUUUCUCCAAAUUUGACCUCAAACACAAGUACGGUGAGGAUGGGCCAAAAUGUCUUUCUGUUUUGUUCCAUCAAGAACACAUCGCUUCAGGCCAAUUACUCCUUGUUUUGGCAUACUCAACAACUGGACAAGAAGAAAGGAAAAGGUGAACCGGUGAUUUUUAACCGAAAUAUCUCGAAAGCCAAUGAAUCAGGCCCCUACAAAUGCAAAGUCCAAGUUUACAACAUCUCAAAAUAUAGUCAAGAGUUCAACUUCACACUUGCUGAUGACAGCUGUCCUUUAUGCCUCCUGCCUCUGCUGGUUCCUGUGUUACUGGUGCUGCUGGCAAUCAUCCUGAUUCUGGUGUUUUGGAUCCGACCAAAAUACAAAGCAAGAAAAUCUAUGAGAGUGAAGGGGCCCACGGACUCCGGAGCUCUGUCCUUGGACAGCGAACUGUAUGCAAACCCCUGUAGUCCUCAAUCAAUUUGUGCAGGAAAGUCUACGAGAGUGAAGGGGCCCAUGGAUUCCGGAGCUCUGUCCUUGGACAGCCAACUGUAUGCGAACCCCUGUAGUCCUCAACCAAGGUCAGAAUCCACUCAGGAGAUACAAUACGCCACUCCAGUGUUCCAGGAGAUGUCAACUUGGAAGCAAGAAGACUAUCACAUUUCUGAGAUUCGUUCUGUCUAUUGUGAGCUCAACUUCUCAACUGUACAUAACUGACUCCAUCUCAGGAAGCUGAUCGACAUGAAGAGACAGCAAACUCGUCUGCCACUUAAAAUGUCUAGCCUGGUCCCGCGAGUGAAGCCUGGGUUUUUCACACCUGAAUGCUAUCGCCUGGCUCAGGGGUGCAUCUUUUCUUGCCAUCACACAUACUUUGGACAGGUGGGACCCUGCAGGUAGCAGCUUUUGAGGACUUUGGCGCGGGGGCCUGAUUUUCAAAGAAUAAUCUUAAGCCACGCUGCCAAGUGCACCCUGCAGC
Dipodomys ordii (Ord's kangaroo rat) is the source of this 1116-nucleotide messenger RNA. RefSeq names its product mast cell immunoglobulin-like receptor 1 (gene Milr1). The coding region runs from base 54 to 857 and encodes 267 amino acids. The record is from RefSeq and is a predicted model, not a curated record. The transcript is spliced from 8 exons. Lineage: Eukaryota; Metazoa; Chordata; Mammalia; Rodentia; Heteromyidae.